This is a messenger RNA of Limulus polyphemus (Atlantic horseshoe crab), 2226 nucleotides long. RefSeq names its product E3 ubiquitin-protein ligase TRIM33-like. NCBI's taxonomy places the organism in Eukaryota, Metazoa, Arthropoda, Merostomata, Xiphosura, Limulidae. The transcript is spliced from 8 exons. Gene Ontology annotation, biological process: positive regulation of DNA-templated transcription. The record is from RefSeq and is a predicted model, not a curated record. Gene Ontology annotation, cellular component: chromatin; nucleoplasm. Gene Ontology annotation, molecular function: ubiquitin-protein transferase activity; zinc ion binding. The annotation marks the transcript as partial.
GAAGGUACGCUAAGUCAAGGGAAUUAAAUGAGGUGAAUAUUGUUGGGUGUUAAGGUUCGCAGAAUAUCAGUGUUGUAUCCGUGCCAACGCUAGUGAAAACCACUUAAUUCUUGUGUUAUUUGUGGUAUUUAUUGCAUCGUCAAUGGAGAGAAAUGAAACACCAGAAGCUGAACAAGUUAGUGGUAGUAGUGAAACACCCGAAAUUGCCGAAUGGUUAGACACAAAAUGUGUUUUCUGCAAGCAAGAAUUGAAAGAAAACAAUGAGCCAAGACUGCUUCCUUGCCUUCAUGGUGCUUGUAAAGCUUGCAUUUCUGCAGAGUCGGUACCUAGUCCCGCGUCUUUUUCAAACUAUUCGUCACCUGCAACCAAGCCUGUAACCUGUCCAGUCUGUAUGGAAGAAGUUAACCCUGAUGUUUCCAUAGAACAUCUAUUUAUCUUGGAGAACUUGGCACAUGAAGGUGAGGACAGGAAAGGACCAUGUUGUACAAACUGUGAGGAGAGUGCUUCAGCCUCUGGGUUCUGUACAGAUUGCCAGGAGUGGCUGUGCGAAGCAUGUGUUCAGGCUCACCAGCGAGUUCGGGUAACCAAGGAUCACAGUAUACGACCGCGUAAUGAGAUGGAAGGGGAAAAAACAACAGGACUUGGUCAGAAAUACCAUUUUUGUCCCUUGCAUUCAAAGGAACCUCUGAAGUUGUACUGUGAAAGCUGUGACAAGUUAACGUGUCGAGACUGUCAACUUUUGGAGCAUAAAGACCACAAGUACCAGUUUCUUUCAGCUGCUUGCGAACAACACAGAAGUUACUUGGCCACGCUGCUUUCAAAAAUCAAGGAAAAAUACAGCUAUAUUGAAAAUGUCCAGACACUAAUUAGCCAGAGGCAGACUGAAUUAACAGAUAGAGAAAAAGAAGUAACUCAGGAAAUAAAAAUGUUUGCUAUAAAGUUCAUCACAGAAAUUAAUCGACGUGGAAAGCAGUUACUUCAAGAACUGAAUGAAGUGUGUAGUCAUAAGAAGAGACAGCUGACAGUGAAGAAUGAAGAGCUAGUGUCGUUUUGCCAGAGGCUUCAACAUUGUCAGAAGUUUGCUGAAGCUGUCGUUAAUAAGGGCAGUGAUAUUGCUCUUGUAUAUAGUAAGAAGGCAAUAUCUGAACAGUUGCAGCAUAUCCUACGGCGCCGUUGUGAAGUUCCUAACUCUCAGCACGUAGUUGACAUUAAGUUUGCUUAUGAAUCUGAGUUUCUUAGUGACUACAUUAGCAAAAUUGGCUGCUUACUGGUUGACCGGCAGCCAGUAGGAGGAUUGAGCAUAGGCCAGCAAACAGUUAACCCUUCCAUGAUGAUAGGAAUACCACCCCUAACACAGCAUAGGGGAGUGAUACCAUCUCAAGUUGCUCGACCUCCACCACCCUAUGUCAAUAUUGGUGGAACAGCUAUGGCUCUAGGACCACGAGGGCCCAUAAUGACACAGUCCCAUACAAAGGGGUAUCCUCAGCAACUGGUGUCAUCUUCCACUCAUCCCAACCUUGCUGGACAUUCCCCCGUUCAGCUGAGAAACAUCCUUAACACAGGUCACCAUCAAGUUAUGCCUUCUCGCCCCAGUCAGUCGGCAGCCAACUGGCAACAGUGCAUGCCAGGAAGUCAAAUUAGGAGCCCAACCUCUCCAGUUGGGCAGCAGGCAAGAGCAUAUCAAGUACAAAUGAGGCCAUCGAAUCAUCAGUCACCUCUUUCCACUUCUCAAACUUCAGUUGCUAUAUCCCUUCCUGUCUCAUUGAAUUCUAACAUCACCAUUUCACCUGUAAAUGUUGCUGAUCCCACCAGUAGACAAAGUCAAGCACCAGUUCAAAGAUUGUUGGCUCCUCAACCACAGCCAAAAUCGACACCAAACCUCCCACCAGGACUUCAGAUACUGCCUCAUCCUGUACCUCGUCAUUCUGUACAUUCCCCAAUGAUAGCUAUAAACAGUGGAUCUUCACCUUUGUCAUACAUUCGGAACAUGACAAACACUACCAGGCUGAGUCACUUCCCUACGUCAACUAUCGUAAGCAGGAUACCUCAUGAAAACCUUCUGCAUGCCACACCCAUGAUGCAGCAUAUACCAAAUGUAAAUGUCGGUGCACAACCGUACCUUGUACCAGGACCUCCCAUCAAUUCUGUAUCAAACAUUGUACAUAGAGCAACACCAGACAGUGUCAGUCUCACUCCACCAGCCACAACAAUGCAGAAGUUUGAAAG